Rhizopus microsporus ATCC 52813 is the source of this 903-nucleotide messenger RNA. Its product is annotated as TBCC-domain-containing protein. The transcript is spliced from 5 exons. NCBI's taxonomy places the organism in Eukaryota, Fungi, Mucoromycota, Mucoromycetes, Mucorales, Rhizopodaceae. Gene Ontology annotation, molecular function: tubulin binding. Gene Ontology annotation, biological process: tubulin complex assembly; post-chaperonin tubulin folding pathway. The record is from RefSeq and is a predicted model, not a curated record. Gene Ontology annotation, cellular component: cytoplasm. Bases 1 to 903 code for a protein of 300 amino acids.
AUGGCAGCAACAGAAGCAGCAAAUCAGUUUUGGCAGCAGUUUAAAGAAGAACAAUCAAAGAUUGAAGAUCUAUUGAAUGAAUCUUACUCAUUACCAAAAUCUGACUUGUCUCAGCAUUUCGAUACUAUCUUGCAGAGAAUAAACACAAUGGAAAAAAAGCUUACGAAAGCUUUGGAUUAUAUACCAUCCUAUGAUGAACGUCAGUUUUCCUUGCAAUUGAAAUCACUUGGUGACAGAUUAGAAAAGACAAAAGCAGAACUAACACCCAAAGCAAAGUUUUCGUUCAAGUCGCGCAAGAAGAAGUCUUCAGUACUUAAAACAACUUUAACAGAAGAGAAACCAGAGACUGAUAAUAAAGAAGAGCUAUUAUCUGAUGCUACUGUUUUAUUAAAAGAUAAAUCAAAUACAACUUUACGAUUAGACCAAAAGACGAUAGAAAAAAAGAGUAUUGAUGUGUUGCUAUCCAAUUUAAAAAGCUGUAUUGUGAUCCUAGAGGAUCCAAACAUAACGAUAUCAGCUGUACAUAUCAAAGAUGUCCAAGACUGCGUGAUCCUUUGCAGGAAGAUAGAUGGAUCAGUACUUAUUUAUGGCAUAAAGCAUUCACUUUUGGUAGUAGGAUGUCAUCAGCUCCGUAUACACGAUGCAAAUGAGGUGGAUAUACUGAUGCAUGUUACAAGUCGCCCAAUUAUAGAAGAUUCAACAGGAGUCACUAGUGGCAAAUAUACCAUUCAGACUGAGGAUAUCAAUUACUUUGAUCAAAUUGAAGACUUUAACUGGUUAAAAAAACAGACAUCUCCCAACUGGACCGUGAUGAGUCAUGAUCGUGCAAAAGAGCUUAACCAAGCAUUGAAAACAAAUAUGAUGUUGACUGAUUUACCUCAUCUUCUUCCAAACAAGAAUUGA